Leucoraja erinaceus (little skate) is the source of this 3358-nucleotide messenger RNA. RefSeq lists its product as uncharacterized. Lineage: Eukaryota; Metazoa; Chordata; Chondrichthyes; Rajiformes; Rajidae. The transcript is spliced from 12 exons. The record is from RefSeq and is a predicted model, not a curated record. Bases 222 to 3230 code for a protein of 1002 amino acids.
AUUUUGGAGGUUUACAGCCUUCUGGUGAAGGGGCCGCCUAUUCUUGUCAUUCUUGAGAGUGAACAGUGCCUGGAAUACUGUGUGUUUAUCAGACACGUCGUGGACUCGGUGUGUGUGUGUGUGUGUGUGUGUGUGGCCAGUUAAUCAACAGAAAACCACAGACCGCCACUCUUGACUUGGAGAGAAUGGACGCGGCUGGAAUAAACUCUCACUGAUCAGCGAUGUCGAGGUUUUAUUGCUGUCUCCGAGGCAGCCCGGGAGACUAUAUCAUGGCCACAGGGUUACCAGAUACAAGACAGACAACUGAGACGGAAGAAUGCAAUGAAGAAUGUUCAGGGAAGAAGAAAUCAAGGUUUAAAACAUUCAAAAACUUUUUUGCCAAGAAAAAAAGGAAAGUUGCCGACACGGCUAAAGGAGAGAGCAGCCUGAAACCGAGCCUGUCGAGCACUGAUGUCAGCACCGCCCAACCGUCUGAAGUUCAGCCCGACACUGAGAUAGGCACCCAAAGUAACAUCGGAAGCAGAGCUUUUUCUCAUGACAGUAUUUUCAUCCCUGAAUUAUCCGUCUCUGAGGCUGUGCCGGUCGGAGGGACUUCCCAGGAACAUACUGCUGGCAGAGUGAAAGCGUUGCAGUUACAGCUGGAACAGGACAUACGCCUGCCUUCCCCAAGUGUGUUGAUCACUUCCCGAAAGACUGAGGAUCCAGGCAUGUUUUCCGAGGAUCACGGAUUGCCCCGAAGCCCCCUAGAAAUAUCGUCUCUUCAUGCAGUUCUGAGGUGUUCGACCCCAAAGUCCGCUGCCCCUGAUGAGCGACAGAACUCUUUAAGUUUCGGCGGAACCGAAAGUGAAGAUGAAGAAAUGAUAUUCUCGAUUGCUUCUUCCAGACCCAUCUCUCCAUUGGUUCCCAUGGCAACCACCUCUGACUCACUUCCUGUUGGCUUCAGCUCUCCGGCUAGUUCACUCACUUGCCUCGACCACUCUGCGGCCAAGCACAAGAUUGCCAUUAAUCCUCGUCGACACAAGUUCUUUGCCAAGCAGACAAAACCAGCUAAUAGAGAAUAUUCUGGAAGUCCAAAGGAUAAAACAUUUAAUUUGCUUGAAAGGAAAGAUGAACGGGAGCAAGUCAGAGCGUCUGGAACUCAGCAGCCAAAUGAAAUUUCAUUGGAACUUGGUGACAGUGACAUCCAACAAAACAAAAUGCCUUGUUCAAAGUUUCUCGAAAUGAAUGAAGAGGAAUGUACAGAAAAAGUUCAGAAGAUUUCCAGAGCUUCUUCUGAUACUCACCUUCCAGUACAUGAAGAUAUAUUUGAUGGGGAAACCACCAAUCUGCAUGGAGAUACCUUGCCUAUCCCUACAGGUCACAUGGUACUUCCUUCAGAAACAGUCUGUAACUCUGAAGACCCGUCCGACUCCAAGGAAAUUCCUAGCGUUGCAGAUUUGGCACCAGGAACAUUGCCAGUGGAUGAAGAGGAUUCCAGGUUGUCUUCAGCAGAGCCCAUUGCUGACGAAGAACAAAAUGAAGCUUUGUCCUCCUGCCCCACACAGGUUGCUGUGGCUGCCACACCAGAGGUCUCUGAGAAAAAAGUUCAGUAUACAGAUUUAGCUGAAACCAAUGAAGAUCCCUCAUUCUUGGAUGAUGAGGGAGAGUUGGUUUCACCCAAUGCCAAUGUGCCUCCAUCACUAAUAAGCAACUUGGCUGCACUGCCUCAGGUGGAUAAAGAAAAGGGAACCAUUUCAAGCACACCAGAAUCUUGUUUGACAUCUAAACAAGCAAAGGAAGUCCCAUUUUCUGAUGAAUCAUUGGAUUCUUCCAAAGAGUGUAACGGCUGUGUGGACAAUGCCCUGACACAUCAGUCGACAGUGGAGGAGGCAGAUGCCAAGGGCAUAUUAAACCACAGGCCAGACCAUGUCCCAAAACCAUGCGAUAAACUAACAGAUGACAUAGGUUUUAUAUCUGAAGUUCCACUUGGAGAUUCAGUAAAGCAACCAGACCUUUCCACUCCCCAAGUUGAAUGCAGUCAGUCAGAGCUUGAACUUUCAAUCUUAGAUGAGCUAUCGCAGGAACAGCAACAGCCAAAUAGCCAAGGUCCAAUCAAGUUCUCAGUUGCGUCUGCUUGGCAGAGGUCAUUGAUGGAUGUCAACAGAAGGAACGUGGACUGUAGUCUUCCGACAGAGCCAAAAUCUGGGUGUUGUGAAAACACAUCCGAAGUAGAUGUCAAAGAAGCAUUUCCAACUCAAGACGUUGAAGAAUCCAUAAGACACCAACAGAUUCAUAACCUGCCGUUGAAGGAGAACCCUGUUGACAAUGAACCAGCUCCUGCAGACAACUGUCUCCAAGAUAUUGUACAACAAGCAAAAAGUGAACAGGAGACCAAGAGAAGUCCAUUUGGUGUCAGGCUGAGGAGGACAUCACCUCCUUACAAAUAUUCGACUGAAGUCAACUUUAAACAUAAAGAGGUCGAGGGAAAAGUUGCUAUGGGAGUGGCAUCCUGCUUAGCAACACAAAGUCCAGAUCUCCGGAAAGGUGACGGUGGGAUGGGUGAGCAAUCAGAAGCUUCUCUGACAACCAGGAAUGAAAAGGACAUGAGUAAAAAUGCUGCUGGAUUGCUGCUCGAGGGGCAGAUGGAUGGUUGUCCUACAUCCAGGAAACCCGAAUCACUGGACACUCCAACAGAACGUGUUACGAGAGAAAAGUAUCACAUUCCCCGAGUAAAGAAUGAAAGAAAGAAUAGUGAAACCUCUGCAGACAGUGCAAAUACAUCAGAGAGGAACGUUCAAUCUGCCAAGCCUGAACCGGCAAAUUGUCCCAGAGUCAAACACGCAGAGCCAGUCUGGAUCUCCUUGGCAAGACAGAAACAGAAGGGCUUUCAGGAUCAGUACUCAACAACUGAAGAGAAAACCCAUCUCUUGGAGGAUAAAUCCCCCAUCCCAAAACAGGAAACAACGAAGCAUCUGAUGAAACAAGCUAGGGAUAAGGAGCCUCCCACUAGCUUCCAGAACAUGGAAAUGAAAAUAAAUAAGACGGAGGACCAAUUGCCAAGGAUAACAGCUCCCCCUAUGCUUGGUCCCCACCUACAGCCAAAGCCACAGGCCUGUGGAAUGGGAAUAAGAGACAAGCGGCCAAUAUCCAACACAAAGCUCGCUCCGUUGUCUACAGUGGAGCCUCCUUGGCUGGCCAUCGCCAAGAAGAAGGCCAAGGCAUGGAGCGACAUGCCACAGACUGUCCAGUAAAACCUUCUGAUCCAAAAUAAGCCUUCAAGACAAAUAUUGCUCUUCAACCCAUUUCUGAGACCCAUUUAUGAUCAUCUCUGUUAUUUAAGCUGAGACUGUUGUAGAAACAAAUAAACUCUAACCAUGAA